AUUUGUUACUUACUUCACAUAUACACCUACCCAUUCCAGAAAGCGGCGCUUGACUGAGUUGUGAAAACUUACUUGGUUUUGGAAAGGGGCGUGUCUUAGGAAAACUGCACAAAUCUUUGAGCGAACAUAUUGCGUCGAGCACUGGAAGGCAGCUGAGGUGGCCCGCUGCUUCUGUGAAGUGUGGAGCGAGGCAAAGUAAUAAUAUCUGUCUCUGGCGGAACCCGGAUUUCUCCUGGAAUUGCGGUACCCAGUUGCACUUUAAAUCUGUUGUACCUCACGGUUCUUCAAGUGGAGUUUUUUCAGAUCAGCUUGCAAUCAUGACUUCUCAGGGUGGGAACUCCUUACUUCAGGAUGGACAAGUUUUUAGUUUACAAAAUGCACUUAUUUACUGUAAUCCCACGGAAGUAAAAAUGAGUCAGAUGGUGUUGCCGUGCCAUGCAAACCACCAAGGGGAACUCAGCAUGGGCCAGUUGCUCAAAUGGAUUGAUACCACAGCUUGUUUAUCUGCUGAAAAGCAUGCUGGGUGUUCCUGUGUUACUGCUUCAAUGGAUGACAUCCACAUUGAACAUACUAUAAGACAUCUGCAGGUAAAACCUGCUUGGCACCAACAUGACAAGGAUACUGUCUGUGUAGGGCAUGUCGUAAACAUCAAGGCAAAAGUGAACAGAGCUUUCAACAGCAGCAUGGAGGUUGGAAUCCAGGUCAGCUGUGAAAACUUAUUUCAAGGAAAGGAGUGGAAUGUAUGUAAAGCUUUUGCUACUUUCGUUGCGAGUAAACAAGGCACAGAGAAGAUUCGUUUAAAACCAUUUGAGCCCUACACACAAGAGGAACAAGUUGAAUAUAGUAUUGCUGCUGAGCGGCGGCGGAUGAGAUUAGCACACGCAGAAACAAUCAAAGCUCUCCUUCUGAAAAGUGCUGUACAAGAAGAGUGUAAUCAGUCUGAAACUGUAAAUGUGGUCCCAGCUGAGAAGACAAGAGUGGAAAGUGUGGAGCUGGUGUUACCGCCUCAUGCCAACCAUCAAGGAUAUACCUUUGGAGGGCAAAUCAUGGCCUGGAUGGAGAAUGUUGCCACCAUUGCUGCCAGCCGCCUUUGCAAUUCAUAUGCGACACUGAGGACUAUUGACAUGUUCCAUUUUCGUGGACCUUCACAAGUAGGGGACCGACUCGUUUUAAAAGCAAUUGUGAACAGUGCAUUUAAAAAUAGUAUGGAAGUUGGGGUUUGUGCACAUGCCUAUCGGGAAGGAAGUGAAGACAGCCUAAGGCACCUCAACAGUGCUUUUAUGACAUUUAUUGUGCUGGACAAAGAAGGGCAACCAAUCACACUGCCUCAAAUUAAACCAGAACCAGGGGAUGGAGUACGAAGAUAUAAUGAAGCCAAUGCAAGAAAGAAACUAAGGCUUGACAGAAAAUACAUCAUCUCAUGCAAACAGACUGAAGUACCUCUGUCAGUCCCAUGGGACCCAUGUAAUCAGGUUUAUCUAAGCUACAAUAAUGUAUCUGCACUGAAAAUGCUUGCAGCAAAGCGAAACUGGGUGCUUGACUCUGAGAAAAAUAAGGUAAAACUUUCAACCCUGGAAGAUGGCCAAUUUUUGUCCUUCAAAAUAGAGAUGGAAGUCCCUUUGGAAGCCAGUACCAUUUUUCUCAUCCUGUCUGAUCUUACCCGCCGGACUGAAUGGGACCCACACUACCAGAAAUGUGAGGUGAUCCAGAAGGUUAAUGAUGAUGAUACAAUCUACCACCUUAUAACACCAUCUGUCAAGGAAGGAAGCAAAUUCCAGGACUUUGUAUUACUAGCAUCAAGGAGAAAGCCUUGUGCUGCUGGGGAUCCCUUUGUCAUAGCUUUCAGAUCUGUGACACUGCCCACUCAUUUGGCCACUUCAGAGUACACUCGUGGAGAGGUUCAGUGUGCUGGCUUCAGUAUCCUACAGCAAGAAGACUCACAAACAAAGGUCACAUAUUACAACCAAGCUAGCCCAGAGGUUCUUCCUUAUAUCACUACUGAUAUAGCAGGACUGUCAUCUGGUUACUACACCACAUUUGAAAGCUGCCUUAAAUAUAUUGAAAGGAACAAGAAUAAUAUCACAUUAUUCAUGCAGGAGCAUAAACUGUAAAUACAACAUUGCUGUUGAAAAGAACUGUGUGACGGAGUACGUACUUCUCAAGCCAUAAGCCUUGGACUGAACUUUUAUUCAGUAAUGGAUUUUAUAAAUAACAUCUUCAUACUUAGGGAUCUUUUUGUGGGCUGCAUUUGCCGUAUGUCUCCUUUAUAACUGUAUGUAACCUGAGUUCAGUUAUUUACUAUAAGUUACAGGGUAGGCUAGUUAACUGCCAUUUCUGUGAGCUGCACCUUACUUAGUAGCAGGUAGAGCGUUUCACUUUUGUGGUGCUCUUAGCCAUACUCACUGUGUGCUGCAGUCAGCAGGGUCUUCAGAAUAGAACCAUAGGGCACUGAUGCCACUGUGUGUGAUAAAGGUUAAUUUCUAGAUUCUAGAGUCUUUAGAAUGGGAGGUCUCGUUAUGGAUACCUUUUGUAGCUCUGUUUAUGUAUGUUUGUGCACUCUCUUUAAAGGUUGUUGCAAUACAAUGCCAGUACACUUUCUCUCGGGGCAAUGAUGUUAUUCUUUAACAAAUAAAUUAAUGUAUAGGUGUCUCAUGGUUAAGCAAAAGGUAAACAAAUGCUAUUCCAAGCCAGUUGCAUUAAAACUAAGUGUGCAUUCUUUCAGAUGGAAUAGUUUGAAGCUUCAUAUUUUGAUGUCAUUGGGACACUGUUUUGUUUCAAAGGCCAGUUGCUGUAUACUGUUGAAUUUGCAGCUGUAUCUGCUGCAAUAAAAUGCAGCUGUGAUGGCGUGACGAAAUAAGCAUGUUUUAUCAAAGUUAUAGUAAAGAUGAAGACCAAAAUAA
Protopterus annectens (West African lungfish) is the source of this 2900-nucleotide messenger RNA. RefSeq names its product acyl-CoA thioesterase 11 (gene ACOT11). The transcript is spliced from 17 exons. The record is from RefSeq and is a predicted model, not a curated record. Lineage: Eukaryota; Metazoa; Chordata; Ceratodontiformes; Protopteridae. The coding region runs from base 318 to 2111 and encodes 597 amino acids. Gene Ontology annotation, molecular function: lipid binding; thiolester hydrolase activity. Gene Ontology annotation, cellular component: extracellular exosome.